This is a messenger RNA of Archocentrus centrarchus (flier cichlid), 3271 nucleotides long. It is a transcript of the gene lhx5, whose product is annotated as LIM homeobox 5. Gene Ontology annotation, molecular function: RNA polymerase II transcription regulatory region sequence-specific DNA binding; DNA-binding transcription factor activity, RNA polymerase II-specific; zinc ion binding. The record is from RefSeq and is a predicted model, not a curated record. The transcript is spliced from 5 exons. The coding region runs from base 416 to 1606 and encodes 396 amino acids. Gene Ontology annotation, cellular component: nucleus. Lineage: Eukaryota; Metazoa; Chordata; Actinopteri; Cichliformes; Cichlidae. Gene Ontology annotation, biological process: regulation of transcription by RNA polymerase II; neuron differentiation.
AGUAGCGACGUGAGGUGAGCCUGAAGGAAAUUACUGGACCCCAAACAAAGCAUGAGCAAAGGGAUAAAUUAUUUAGAAAUAAAUACGUUUGAAAAAUGAUGUUUUAACAUUGUGUUGGCGAGAAAACAUGUCUGGUGUGUCCAGUACGCAGUUCAUCAGCUGGCGCAGCUGAAUUUUUUUCCUCUUCUCCCCUGGAUUUGUGGAUUGUGACAAGUAGCAGGAAAGCAACCAAACAGGACCAGGACUACAACAAUUCUCGGGGAUUGUCACUCCGCUGCCUUUGAACGACAGGUCCCUCCAGUUUUCGCCUGACAGCGCACCUCCCUGAGCCAAGACGUUGUUCCGCGUUUGCCCAAGUCCGAGCAGCGCAGUCCGCGUGGGUAGGUCGGCACUCGGCAUCCUGCAGGCCGGCGAUAUGAUGGUCCACUGUGCCGGGUGCGAACGGCCCAUCUUGGACCGGUUCCUCCUCAACGUGCUGGACAGAGCCUGGCACGCCAAGUGCGUCCAGUGCUGCGAAUGCAACUGCAACCUCACCGAGAAGUGCUUCUCCAGAGACGGAAAGCUCUAUUGCAAAAUUGACUUUUUCAGGCGGUUUGGCACGAAAUGCGCGGGCUGUCUGCAGGGAAUCUCGCCGAACGACUUGGUCCGCAAAGCUCGCAGCAAGGUGUUUCACCUAAACUGCUUCACCUGCAUGGUGUGUAACAAGCAGCUGUCCACGGGAGAGGAACUCUAUGUGAUAGACGAGAACAAGUUUGUGUGCAAAGAUGAUUAUCUGAGCUCCGGGACCAUAAAGGAAGUCAACUUGAACUCAGUGUCGUCGUGCACAGAUAGGAGUUUAUCGCCGGAUCUGCAGGACCCAAUACAGGACGACAUAAAAGAGACGGACAAUUCAACGUCCUCAGAUAAGGAAACGAACAAUAUUGAGAACGAGGAGCAGAACUCCGGGGCCAAAAGGCGGGGGCCCCGGACCACCAUCAAGGCCAAACAGCUGGAAACAUUAAAGGCUGCGUUUGUCGCUACGCCGAAACCGACCCGGCACAUCCGAGAACAGCUGGCCCAGGAAACCGGACUGAACAUGCGAGUCAUCCAGGUCUGGUUCCAGAACAGAAGAUCCAAAGAACGGCGAAUGAAGCAGCUGAGUGCUCUGGGCGCCCGACGGCACGCCUUCUUCAGGGGCCCGAGGAGGAUGAGGCCGCUGGGAGGCAGGCUGGAGGAUCCAGACAUUUUAGGACCUGGGGCCUAUGGUUACUAUGGAGAAUACCAAGGUGACUAUUAUGGACCAGGGAGUAACUACGACUUCUUUCCCCAUGGCCCCCCAUCAUCGCAGGCUCAGUCUCCGGCCGAGUCCCCCUACAUCCUGGGCUCUGGGCCUGGAGCAAUGGAGGGAUCAGGCCACCACCCAUCAGAUGACCAAAGGUUCACGGACAUGAUCUCCCAUGCGGAAACUCCCAGUCCAGAGCCGGGCUUACCAAGCUCACUUCAGCCUGUCCCGGGGGAGGCAUUUGGGGGUGGACCCAGUCCCCCUUUCUCCUUGGCCAGUAAUUCCAGCUACAGCGCUCCAAUGUCCCACCAAGGCCAGGAGAUGGGAGAAACCACAGCCUGGUAAAAGACAAGAAACGGACGGGGACCAUUCCUGGGCUGAAUAUCAGCCUAGUUAAUUCAGGAGAUGAAUAAAAACACAUUGUGGGGUGAAAAUUACAGCUGAAAUUUUUACGGACUGAUUUUCACAACUGAUGAACUGAUGGACAGAAUCAAGAAUGGGAUAGCUUGCAGGAGAAAGUAAUAUUUGCUGCCCGGUAGACACUCCAAAGCAUAUCCCUUCCUGGAUUACUGGACUUGAAAUAUAUAUAUAUAUAUAUAUUUAAAAAAAGGAGAAAAAAAAAGCGAUUCCACCCAGCAAACUUGCUUCUCGCCUUCCCCUUGAUUUUAAUGAAGGUAUCUUCUAAUAGAGAGAAAUGCCAAAGGGGACAUGUUUAGUUCUCUUAGUUUCUCACCUUCUUUAAAAACAUUGCUUCAAAGCAGUUUUAGUUUCCAUUCUGUUGAUCUUCAUUGCCGCUUCACACUCAGCAUAACAAAGGAUCCGGUUGUGAUACAUGCUUUAAUGUUCAUCUACAAACACGUCCGUUUCAAUUGAGACAGCUUAUUUUAAACAUUUGCCAACAUGUCCAAUCAAAGGCUGCCACUUGAUAGACACGCUGACACCUCCAGCACGGCACUGACAUUCUGUAGCCCACGUCUCAGCUAUAAGUCCCUUAAUGCACACAAAGCGUUCUUGAUCAUAGCUCAAAAGAAGGAUGUCUAUACCAUUAUUCAAAACACGGACACAAUUAUACAGACACUUGUACCCACACACACACACACACACACACACACACACACGGACAAAUCUCACAUCCAUCGAAGCGGCCCUGAUAGUUCUGCUCGGCACACUGCUUCACCUGACCUUCCUUUUGUUACUGUCCCUUUUAAAAAACAUGUUUUAAUGGAAUUGAUUUUCAAAAGAACAUUGAACCCAUAAUGGAGAAUGUCCUUCAACAGCUGAGGUCUCCUUCCUCUAAAGAGAGAAAACAAAAGAGGGGGCAGACAACAUCUGUGACAUUACCGCUGUCUGCUCCGAAGCACUCAUUGCCAUCUAGUGGCCACAUUUUUAAGACACAGAAUUAAAAUAAGCUCAAAGCGGCAGACUCCAGUUGUGUGUGUGUGUGUGUGUGUGUGUGUGUGUGGUGUGUGUGUGUGUGUGUGUGUGUGUGUGUGUGUGUGUGUGUGUGUGUGUGCGCGUGUGCAUCUUUGUACUUCAAAGGACGAAUUCUCUACAUUUUUUUUCUCAGAUUGAUCAGGGCCAAGUGUCACCACAGCUGCUAUUUGAAAAGUCCGCCUUUGUGAAAACAUAUUAAAAGGAAAGAAUUACGUUUUUUUUGUCCCUUAAUUCCUAAUUUCAACUCCAUGUCAGUCUUUGCUCUCUCAGCUCCAUCUCAUCAUGCGCAAAAUGUCUCACACAGAACACAUCUAAUGCAUUGAAUGCUGUUUUUCUGCAAUGAGUUAGCUCUACUUGAAAUUUUGUUUUGAGAUCACGUGUAUUUCCUUUGGAUGCCGUUUCAGAUGUAGGAAGAAUGUGUCUUUUUUUUUCUCUGUUUUAUGAAGAUAUACUUGGAUACAGAAUUGAGUGGAUGCUUGUCUGUGUGUGUCUGAAUGCUUGGAGGUGUGUUCACGUGCGUAUGUGUAGAUUUAAGGGGGGGAACUGGGGCAAGGCUGUAUUAUUUCUAUGUAAAUA